AUGGAGUCCGCCAUACGCUUCUCUCAGAACUCCCUACCGGGGACUCCCCAACGAUUCAUGUAUGUCGACGUAACCGGGAAGUCUUUCAAGUUAUGCAAGAUCACAGGUCAGAACCAGAAAACUCUCCAAUAUGACACGAUCUGUACAUCCACCAAAGUCCCAGCAUUCCGAGCUUUUGAUUGGCACCCUCUCGAUGAAGAUCUCGUGGUAGUGGGACAGGCGGGCGGAGAGGCCACCCUUCUAAACAUCGCAGAAGGUCAACAGGACUCAUUAUCGUUUCAAGUCCGCAGUCAACGACUUUGCAAUGCGGUGGCUCUGAAUACCCAGAAUUUACUGGCUGCUGGACUCGACAAAGUACGGACCGACUUCUGUUUGAACAUCUGGGACUUCAAUCAACGAUUACCUGCGCCGGGAUCUAAGGGCUUCUCGAAGACCUAUUCUGAUCCUCUCCAUAAGCUUGCGAGCGGAGAACCAAUCACCAGCUUGAAGUUCUUCCAAGAUGACCCGCAACUGCUGGUGGCCGGGGUCAAGGGCCAAUUUGUCAGGCUCUAUGACCUGCGAGAACCGACCGUCGGUAACGGCUUACAGUUUGCGACUCGAUGCGUCCAUAAUCUGGCAAUUGACUGGCGAGACGAAAAUUUUUUCGCUUCCUGUUAUCCCACAAACGACCCGUCAAUAUGCGUCUGGGACCGGCGUAUGAUCACCUGUCUCAACCCUCCCCACAUGAGUUUUGGAGGAAGCUUGCACUCCGAGAAUCGUCAACCGGUGGCCUCACUGGAACUGAAGAAUGUCAUUGAAACUCUGGGCACGAUCUGGAGUCUACGAUUCUCGAAAGCUGAGCGAGGCUGUCUAGGUGUUCUCUCUAGCACCGGACACCUCAAAGUAUACCAUAUAGGCAAGGACUUCGUGCCUGAAACAUGUCGGAUUGAUCGAGAUGCGGGUCAUGAUCUGUCCUGGGAGACAAGUCCACCACAAGACGUUUUUCUCGACCGUGCCCAAGACGUGGCCAAGCAGUAUUCAUAUCCGUCAGCUCCACGAGAUGAAAAGUCAAGAGUCGUGUCUUUCGACUUCAUGACAUCAACCAACAAGCUGAGACAGUCGGAGAUCAUAACUCUAGAUGGAAAUGGAGUAGUACGGGUCACUUCAACAAGUCCUACUCCGGAACCAACCGCCCUUUCAUCAGUGGGAUUUUUGUGCAAAGGGGAAUUCGUGGUCACGCAAUCUACCUCUGAAGGUAUUGAACCAGGUCACGCUAUCGACCAAGUUCGUCGCCGUGCUCAACCGCGGAACCUCUUAAAACAGGCAUUCAAGCAAUCGCGGCAAAAUAAAACACCCUCUGACCAGAAGAGAAUGUCUAGCCUCGAUGAUCAAGCGUGGCACGCUGACUUGGGUUUCUACGAAAAGGACGUUCCGUUACCAGAUUUCCUCAUGUUGACUUCCAUUCAACGGCUGCGCUGCGAGGCCGGUUAUUUGCUGAACCCGUCCAAAAAUAAAAUCAUUGUCUCGGACUCUCACUGGUUACAAACGUUCUGGGCUUGGGUCGAGCGCGCUGCUAAGAUUUCGAGAAAUGGGAACAUGACACAAGAUAAUUUCGAUUUGUCAUAUGCGGGAGUGUAUGGCCUGUGGAUGGAAGAUAUCGAUCCUCAAAACCGAACGCGAGGCCCCAGCUCCAGUAAGCUUGCCAAGAUCAUUGAGAAUCUUGUCCGCCGCUUGAAUAUUCCUCGCGUCAAAGAUAUUGCAACCGAAUAUAUGGCGAAUCGGCAAAUCUGCCUUCACUCCGCCGGUCUGGCGUGGUCGUAUGAGGAACUCGAGAUGAUCGUGAAACGUCUCGUGGCACAAAAUCAGCACACCAAAGCGGCAGCGCUGGCGAUAUUUGCGGUGGAACGUAAACUGGCUUACAAGGCCUUGCGCAGCAAGAACGCUAAUCAAUCUCACAAGAUGCUUGCGAUGGCAAUUGCCGGGGCAGCAAGAAGAGUACGGAGUGAUGAAGACGGACCCACCACCGGCGACGAUUCGGAUACGCAGAAUGACUGGGUUGAUACGAUUUCUUCCCUGGCUGACGAAUUGACUGAUCCUUACGCACGAGCAAUUCUGGCCUACGUCAAGACAGGAGAUUGGUCGAACGUCGUGUCGGAAGGGUCUCUCCCUCUCAAAUACCGGGUCUGUGUCGCUUUACGACAUCUGGACGACUCGAAGUUGACCCGGUAUAUCUCGCAAGCGACAAAGGAUGCUCUAGCGGAAGGUGAUAUCGAAGGUGUCAUACUUACCGGCACUGCGACACCAGAUGCCUUUGAAUUGAUGGCAGGGUAUCUUCGCCGGUUCGGUGACUUGCAGACUGCCGUUCUGGCUCUUUGUCCAGCCAUCCCACGAUAUGUGGACGAGGAGAAAGUGGUUCGUAAAUUCUCGGCUUGGAAGGACGCUUACCGGAACAUGAUGAAUGGUUGGAACCUGAAGUUCGAUCGCGUUCGAUUCGACAUUGCAUGCCAAAAUGCAGCGAUUGAUGAAAGUGGCCGGCGACUCAUAUCACCAGCAAAGCAACAAAUUCGUCUUGUCUGUGGUUUCUGCGCUCAAGGUAUUGCCCAUUCAGUCGGAUUGAACGGAGAAAGCUCUCCGGGGCACAAGGUUGUCGAAACUUCCCAACAUCCUCUCACAAAGGAGAAAGCGGCUGCUAUUGGCACCGUUUGUCCCAAAUGUGGUCGACACCUGCCACGUUGCGGAGUUUGCGAUCUAUGGCUCGGGGUCCCUGACGACUCGUACUUACCGUGGUACGGACAACAACACGGACUGAAACACAACCCGGGAAAAGUCAGUCUUGAUCUCAGCGCCAGCAUGACGGGUAGUGUUCAGACGACCAUUGGCCCUGGUGCUCCGACAGCGACACCCAAAGGUACCGAAUCACCUCGACCAAAACAACCACAACGAUCACAGGGCAAUUCUAAAGCAUCAGAGACCACAGAAUCCUCGACCCGGACCGCCAUUCCAGCCAGUCAUACUACUCUCAAUGGAACUGAAGCUGUACCUCGUGUUGCAGGGGCACAUCCAGGGACCGAAAACGAAUCAGAAAAGGUCGAAGCAGUUCAGAGGUGGGACACGGCCAUGUCACGCUUUACCGUGCUCUGCGUGAAAUGCUCUCAUGGAUUUCACGCCGCUCAUGCGAGGAUGCAAGACUUGGCUCUCGUGCCACUCCAAUAUCCUCAUAUUCUGGGAAGUGAUGUAGCUGGUGUUGUCCAGAAAGUUGGGGAGGCCGUGACGAGAUUCAAGCCAGGAGACCGCGUCAUAGGCGGAUUAGACACUGUCUUGGAUUGGCUUACGGUGGUGCAAAGCAUGGCGGUUUCCAACACUACACGACUUGCCGCGAGGCCGUGGUUCUUCCACUUGGCCUGUCCACUUCGUUCACCGCUCUUUAUGGGCAUCUUGGACUCGAACUACCCAGCCUCGAGGCAAACUCGAAUGAUAAGACGAUCUUCAUUUGGGGGGAGGAGCUCGUCCAUGGGAAGUGUCGCAAUCCAACUUGCCGUCGCUUCGGGAUAUGAAGUUAUCACCGCCGCCAGUGCCAGGAACCAUGAAUAUGUCAAAGCGUUGGGAGCGGCUGAGGCAUUCGAUCAAGCCACGCCCGGUGUUGUCGAUCUGAUUGUCCAAAGGCUCAAAAAGUCCACCCUUGCAGGAGUGUACGACUGCAUUGGACUGGAGAGCACCACUAGAUCAUGCGCAGAUAUAUUGAGCCAACUUGGUGGCGGAGUGCUUCCUACCGUUCUCUGGCCGCCAAGCGACUUGCCUGGAAAUGUGAAGCCAGCUUUGGUUAACGCUACAGACCCAGGAUUGGUCCCGGAUCAUGUAGGGGCCAAACUCUGGAAAGGAUAUGUUCCCGCAGCCCUGGAAGCAGGGAAACUUCUGGCCAAACCAGAACCCAAGGUCGUCGUGGGUGGGCUGGAUGCGAUUCAAGACGCAAUGGAAAUGCAGAAGAAGGGUGUUUCCGCCCAGAAGAUUGUGGUUGAAAUGUAG
Rhinocladiella mackenziei CBS 650.93 is the source of this 4002-nucleotide messenger RNA. RefSeq lists its product as uncharacterized. Gene Ontology annotation, biological process: positive regulation of TORC1 signaling. Bases 1 to 4002 code for a protein of 1333 amino acids. Gene Ontology annotation, cellular component: cytoplasm. NCBI's taxonomy places the organism in Eukaryota, Fungi, Ascomycota, Eurotiomycetes, Chaetothyriales, Herpotrichiellaceae. Gene Ontology annotation, molecular function: protein binding. The record is from RefSeq and is a predicted model, not a curated record. The transcript is spliced from 5 exons.